Anas platyrhynchos (mallard) is the source of this 3267-nucleotide messenger RNA. RefSeq lists its product as uncharacterized. The record is from RefSeq and is a predicted model, not a curated record. NCBI's taxonomy places the organism in Eukaryota, Metazoa, Chordata, Aves, Anseriformes, Anatidae.
UGUGUCGUCAUCCGCGGCACGGCCCGGGGCCGCGGAGGCCGCCAUGUUGGUUGCGGGCAGGGAAGCCGCGCGCCGCUGCCCGCCGCCAUUUCGAGUAAGGGAGCCCGGGCUCCUCGACGAAAUUCGGGGAAUAAUUUAGCGCUGCCGGCCUGGGACUGUUCACGGACUUGGACGGCGCUUGAAAGCUUUACUUAAAACAUAAGGCAGAUUCUGUUUGCAGUUAAUGUUCUAAGGAUAAAGAUUAUGCAGUGAGUGGCAAGGAGCUGUGAGGCCGCCCUGUCCUCUGGGUCCCAGUGGGAUUCUCGCCCUCCUUCCCCAGACUGCCGUGCUCCAUGGGAGGCUCCCUGAAGCAUCCUGAGUGACUGUGCAGGAGGUUCUGAGAAGGAAAGGAUAUUCCGACAGUCACUUACUGAACUCCACCCGAACGAGCACUCGGUGAGAUAGAAACCAGCAGCAUGAACGAGAGCGUCAGUGCUGAAAGGUGCAGCGAUGGCAGUUCACUCUGCAUGGAUCUUUCCAACCUUGUCACCUGGGCACACACUCAUGGCAAUAUCUGCAAACAACUCCCAGCCUUGGAAGCGGUGCAGAGCUCGGGGCAUCCCAGCAGAGAGAAUUCUAUCCUGUGGAUGUGUGGGGGUGGACAUGCGUAUCACUGGCCGUGUGGAAAACUACACUUCAGAAGCAGAGAAGAGAAUGAAGCUGUAGAAAAGAGAAAGAGGCAAACGUCCUGCGAGGCUCCAUCGAGGGAAGCUAACUCAGGUGAAAAGAGGAUCAGGGUAACCUCACCUUUUGAGAGGGCUAGAAGAGGCACUGCUGCCACAGGAUCACGUAGCAGAUCUCCAGGGGUCACUCAACAAAGAGAUGACACAGUCUACAUAGUACACAAUGAACCAGCACCCAGAGAAAAUCAGAAAAGCAGCAAAUCCAUGAAACCCUGCUUUGCAGCAGAACAGCAUGUGUCCAGAGGUGAAAUCAAAACAGACGCACAUACAGUGAAUCUAGGAAGCGAUGAAGAUCCACAAAUCAUCUCUGAUGAUGAACAGCAUGUAUCGGAUGCAGAAAACCAAGGAGACAGAAUCAGACAGAAUAUUUGGUCAGACUCACCACCAACUAGCUGUGUAACUGCUGAGGUAGAUUUGCAAAUGCAUCAUGAUCAGAAGACUGCAAUUCCCAAGCAGCCAGCCACUCCCACAUCUGGCUUUGCCCCCACAGAAAAGCCACCCUUAGCUCUUCUCUCUAUUCAAAAAUCCCCUGUAAGCAAUCAGAAGAUCCUGGAGAGCAGCUUCAUGCAUCAAGGUCCUCUUAAUCCUGUGGAGUUCACAAGUGAAACUUCUAGAGCAAGGAAUUCCACCGGGUCAGCAACACCAAAGGAACCAUUAAAACAGAUUUCUGUCUCCAGCACUGAAGCAAAAGCCCAACUAGAGGCACCCACCUCUGUGGCAUUCUUUCAGUUUGAAACCUCUGUAGAUGUCCAGCAGCAACUCCAACUGUGCUGUCCCGAGUGUGGCACACCAGGAACAGGCUUCAGUGGGAAUGCUGCUGAAAACCCUCCUGAGGGGAGCAAACCAUCGGUGUCUGAGCUUACAGCUCAUCACUCAGCCUCACUGAGCCCAGAAAACAAGAAUUUGGAGCAUUCAUCCUCAAACAAAAAUGGGCUGAAGAAGAAAAACCGGAAUGCUGGCGACAUCAAGAUUUUCAGAGACUGGCUGGUUUUACACUGCCCCUCUGAAGCGCGCGAGAUCUACAAGCUGCCACCUGAAGACCUCGAUAAUUACCUGGCCUGGUUCUACAACUCCGCAAAGAAACAAAACGGCAUGGAUUUUUCCGCCAACUCUUUGUACUUCUUCCAGAGCAGCAUUGAGAGAUACCUGAAGGAUCACAACUAUGAGUACAGCGUGGUUAAAGGAGCGGAAUUCAGAACGUCUCAGGAAGCCUUAAAACUGAAGUAUCAGCAUCUGUCUCAAAAAGAGAGAGAGGGAGAGUGGACUAUUUUAGAGAACCUGACGGAUGAAAACGUGGAUGUCCUUCGUAAGAAAGGGCUAUUGAGUCAGUUGACCCCUCAGGGCUUUCUGCACCUGAUGCUCAUAAAUAUCAUUAGGGGGUUUGGGGCAAGCACACACAAUCACAGCCAGAACCUGUACUGGGGACAGCUGGUGCUAAGAAAGGAUGAGGCAGGGCUGGAGUACCUGGCAUGGAAGAACGACCUCCACGCAGAGGAAACUACGGGGGAAGCAGCUGCACACCUCUUUGCCAGGCCUGACAACCCAGAUAACUGUCCGAUCCAGGACUACAAGAUGUACGCUAAGAAGAGGCCGCUGGACAUGCUUCACGACUACGAUCCGCUCUACCUGUCUCCCAAGCCCCUCUACUCCAUGUGGGACCAAGUGUGGUACUGUAGAAAAUCACUGACAAAAUCCAAAAUGGAAAAGAUGCUGAAAGUUAUUAUCCAGCAAGUCAAAGGAACAAAUAUGAAGGCCAAGAAGUAAAGGUAGCCGCUGGUUUCUGUUGUGCCACUUGGCUAGGAGCCUGUUCCAAAGUAUGUUUGAAAGGUUUAAGUAGCGACAGUUAGCAGAGGUUGAAGGAAACAUCCAUCCCUUCAGUGUCACCUUCCAACAUCUACAGAUUUGCAUUACUUUAGCUUUCAGGAGAAGUGAAAAACUUCUAUUGUUCUUUUUCUUAACAGAAUUGGUAAUUCAGUAAGUUAAAUAAAUAUGAGAGUUCUAUUUUUACAAACGUGAAAAGUUAACGUUCUACUCUAUUAUUAGUGACAUGAUAAAAAAGCUGCACUACCAGGGAGAGGGCUCUGCAGCUGAAUAACAAGCUGCGCUUGUAUUUAGGGGAGCUGACACUUGCAAACUGUAUUUAGUCUGCUGUGUCACAGCCUAUCAUAAAAAGAUAAAUACCGUGAGCUCGUUGUGGGGUGGAAGGAGGAUGAUGAAAUACCGUGUUUGCCAGCUGCUAAUCCAUAGCUCAUAGGAAUGCUUUCAACAAGGUUUAUGUCAUUUUUCUUAGUGAAAGAUUCAUAGAUUUAAGAAAUUCUGACUGUUUUUAAAAGUUAUUUAAAUAUCUGACAGCGUUGAAAAGUUUUAUGGCCUUUUCCCCAGGGCACUAAGAAUAGCCACAAAAGCAGCCUUCAGUAGGCUUAAACCUUGUUUCGGCUGUCCUGUUGCUGUUCGGUCAAUGUACUCUUACAGUCCGGUUGUUGGAGUGAACUGUUGACAUGUUCUAAUAAAAUUAAGUCUUACUUAGUACUGUUUGUCUGUUCUA